This is a messenger RNA of Electrophorus electricus (electric eel), 2587 nucleotides long. RefSeq lists its product as uncharacterized. Lineage: Eukaryota; Metazoa; Chordata; Actinopteri; Gymnotiformes; Gymnotidae. The record is from RefSeq and is a predicted model, not a curated record. Gene Ontology annotation, molecular function: DNA-binding transcription factor activity, RNA polymerase II-specific; RNA polymerase II cis-regulatory region sequence-specific DNA binding. Gene Ontology annotation, biological process: regulation of transcription by RNA polymerase II.
UGCCCCCCCCCCUCGUUCCUCCGCGACCACGUGGCUACGAGCGCAGGCCCCGCGCUGCAUCCUGUGCCCUUGCGUUGUCUAUCGCGCUAAGCUAGCUCGGCCAGGUAGCGCUGCGACGUUUUGCGCACCAUGUCUGAUUCCGUUGCAAAAUUCCAAGCCGAGGUAGCGGCCGUGAUGGAGGUCCUGCUGAAGGUGGCCGUCAUGGAAAUAACCAAAGUGUUUGAGGGCCGUUCUUUCCUGUCUGAAGGUUGCACGGUCGACGGGCGACCCAACAUCCGUGCGGAACCUUUACCCGAUCUCAAGGCCUGCAUGGAAGGAGCACUGAGAAGCCCUGCAAACAAGAUUGUUUGCAGCGUCGGUGUGCAAGUAGGCGAAACGACGCCAGUGGAGGCACAUGAUAAAGGCAUGACCAGGGAGAGAAGCAAGCUGUGCUUGCAGACCACUCAAAUGGGGGAAGGGCUGUCCCCCACAGAAAGUCCCUUCAUAGACCUUGUGGAGACUGUGGAUGUACAGUGCACUGUUGAUUUUCCAUACACUAUCUUUAAAGAAAAGACUAAGAGAGGGGAGCGGGGUGACACGAUUACCCUUUCGCCUGCGUGGGGUGGCGUCCCUCAAGGAGAGGGGUCCAGUCAGGAGAAUGACCUUCAGGACCCAAGUCCUCUACAUGAUCCUUUACCAAGUUCCGUUCUGGAAAAUAAACCUCUGUUCAGCACCGUGACAACUACAGACCUUUCCCUACAGAGUUUGGGCCACUCGCACCCGGAGGUCAUUUCCCUUUUGCCUGUGGAAGAGCAGGCUAAAGUGGAGCCCCUCGAGACAGUUGUAAGCCCAGAAGAACAGGCUCAUCCCAGUCAAAAUGUAGAAAAACCGUGUGCAACCAUGAAGGUGAAUACCUCCAAUUCCUUAACUGGGGUUAAGAAAGUGCAGUUCCAACUCAGCCAGUCGCCGUUUGACUGCAAGAUGUUGCGUCCGUGUUCUGUGCAGCUUGUGAACCUGCUACUCGCAUCGGGUCCAAAAAAGAGAAGCGUUGAUGUCGGUCCCAAUGGAAAAGGGUUCUCAAUGCCCAAAGACCUCCGAGCCCACCAGGGCGCCCACACAGGGAGGCGACUGUGCUGCUUCACCGCGUGCGGUAACGGUGUGUGGCGUCUGCACGCCAGCCCUUCUCAGGAGCGCUUGUACGGCUGCAAGAUUUGUGGCAAGUCCUUCAAGCGGCGGAAGAUCCUCAGGAGGCACUAUCGCUUCCACACGGGGGAGAAACCAUACUCAUGUCCCAACUGCAACAAAGCGUUCGCCCUGCGCAAAAGCCUGCGUAGGCACGAGAGGUUCCACUCGGGGGAGAGGCCGCACGUCUGCCCUCAGUGCGGCAAAAGCUUCCGUCUCAGGGACAAUCUAAAGGCCCACCAGCGUUUUCACACCGGGGAAAAGCCAUUCACGUGCAGCCUCUGCUCUAAAAGCUUCCGCAUCCAUAAGAAUCUACAGAAACACAGUAUAAUUCAUUCGGUGCCCGGGAUUUUUAAUUCGGUCAAAUAACCAAGCAGUGCUGAUCUGCUAGUUUUACACCUGAAUUCAACACUGCUGGUGUCAACUUGUCUACUGACAAAUAUUUUUGAAAAAUUGCAGCAGUGUUAGUGAGAGGCAGUAAAUCAGGGCAAUUUUUAAGGUGGUUCAUAACAUCUGCCAUUACACUGAAUGUGGUGAAGACAUUGUGUAGUUUGUCAUAGUGUAUCGGACAUUUAUAAUUGAAGCUUGAUUUCUAAUUCAUGAGUGUUUGUCUAGACUAUGUGUGUUACUAAAGAACACAAAAUUACAUUUAAAAAUAAGCUGUUCUAGACUUAAACUCUUUGGAACUAGGUGGAAAAACACAAGAAGUGUUCCGCCCUUUUUCAGUAUAUGCUAAUUGCCUGUGCUACUACAGGAUUGGCCAGUCUUUUGAAGGCCAUUGAAUUAAAUUAGUAGUUUAUGCAACAGUGAUCUCACUCCAUCCUUAUUCAGAGAAGGAACCUAAUUUCUCCAAACUGCUGUAAACGCACACAGGCUGCUGCUGAGAUGAAAGGGGAAACCAUCACAUGUAUUUGUAGAAUCUACUAUUAGUAGACCCAGAGCAUUAACGUGCGUGUUAACAGUGUGCAUGAUGCAAACUGAUGCUCAUAUAAGCUUUCAUUACUUAUCUAUGUUUGCUUCGCUGCUCUGGUACAGAAGACUAAUGAGCAGAAUUCUUCCUGGUUAGAGGCAUUUGAGGUUGGUGUAAACUUUUGUACAUUUUCUGCGCACCAGCGCAUUGUGGAAUAUCUUUAGUGGGGAUUAAAAUGUAGCUCACAUUUUUGUAUAACUCUAAAUUUGAUACAUCUAAUAUGACGUUUAUUUAGUGAUGCCUCUUUGUCGAGUUAAAUGAACAAACAUACUUUUGUAGUUUUUGUUUACGCCCCCCCCCAGAUUUGACUACUCGUUGAUCGUGAAUACUAUGUGCAUCACUUUUCAAUCUGCAUAAUUGCGUAUCGUUGAUUAAGCAAUGUUUGUAAAUAUUGCACCAAAUUUUGUUUCUCCUGACUACUGUAUAUGUUGUUAUUUGCUUUUUGUUUGUUCAACA